GCAUUGCUGAUCAAGAAACGAAGACUAGAUACAUAGGUCGUCCUUCGUACAUUAAUGGGAUAAUAUGCAAGAGCAGAUAAGCCGUGAAAAACAGACUGACCGGUGGGCUGCUUCAGUUGUGUUUCGUUCGAAUAAGCAUCAUCAUGUUUGUCAAAAUCGGAAUCGCAUCGUUCAUCGUCACAACUCUGUUCUUCGUCUCGGCCGUUUCUGCGGAGAAAUUUCACUACUGUGCUGUUGAUGGCAGGGGACACUUCAAAAGAGCUUCAAAGUAUUGCCCAAUUUUAAAUACUGCAGACAGCAAGGUUAAUUGUGUGAUCGGCACAGAUAGGUUAGACUGUUUGAGAAAAAUUUCAAAACAACAAGCAGACUUCGCCGUUUUUACAUCUGAAGAUCUAAUUACUGCUACGAAUUCGGCUCUAGAAACUCUCAUCACCAAUGAACUACGUUUCACAGAAGAUAGAUAUGAGUAUAAAGUUGUAGCUGUUCUCAAUAAGAAAUCAAACAUCAAGAGUAAGCAUGACUUACAGGAUAAACGGUUUUGUCACCCUGGUUAUGGCUAUGAAUCUGAAUGGACAAGGAUCUUGUCAAAUUAUUUGGAAGCUUCAGUGGUACCCCAGAACUGCCAACCAGAUUUAACACUCACAGAAAAUAGGAUCAAAUCUUCAUCAGAGUUCUUCAGCGUUGCUUGCAAGUCAGGCCCAUGGGUGGAAAAUGCUACACUUGACUAUGAACUCAAGAAUAAAUACCCCAAUUUAUGUGAAGCCUGCGAUAAUCCCUCAAGAUGUUCGAAAGAAGACAAAUACUGGGGAAGAAGAGGCUCUCUGUUCUGCCUAACGGAUGGUGCUGGCGAUAUAUCUUGGGCACGUUGGGAUGAUGUCCAGAUUCAUUUUGGGCUAGUUGCAGGAGGACCAGAAGCAUCAGCCGACGACUAUAAUCUUCUCUGUUCCGAUGAUUCAAUUAGACCACUCAAUACUACCAACCCUUGCAUUUGGGUGGUUAAACCUUGGUCUGUUGUUGCAGCAGUUAGGAACAAAGCCGAAGAAGUGCAGAAAAUAAUUACCUCUCUGUCCCACGAAAAUAUAACUUCUUGGCAAUCGGCGCUCCUGAACCUUAUGGAGUCCUACCACAUCAAGAUGGAGCCUCUCAAUCCCAUCGAGCCAAUCCAGACUUACCUCAACAAGGCUACAGGUUUCUUGAGCGCCAACAGUUUUCCUGGAUGCCAUCCACCGAGGAGUAUAAGAAUCUGCACGACGUCAAUUGUGGAAAACGCCAAAUGCUCUUGGUUGAGAGAAGCGAUGGCGUCUUAUGGCAUCGAACCCGAUGUGGAUUGCUUGAAAGCCGACAACACAACUGACUGCAUGGACGCCGUGCAAAAGGAUUUCGCAGAUGUUGUUGUGAUAAACCCUGAUUCUCUGAAUAUGGCUCAAACAAAAUACAAAUUGAAAAUUCUAUUUUACGAGACUGUGAACGAAGAUGCGAAAUACCUAACUGUAGCUGUAACUAGAAGUAACACGAAAUUCGAGACGAUACAUGAUUUGAAAGGUGCCAGGGCCUGUUUUCCUUCCUACGAUGGUAUCGCCUGGAACAGUGUUGCCAACUAUCUGAACGAAAAACGCCUAUUGGAAACUUGCCCUAUCGACGAGGGGGUCGAAGGAUUUUUCGGAAAAAGUUGCGUUCCUGGAUUUCCAAAGGAGACUUCAUCUUUGAACAUCAACUGCAGGAAUGACACCUAUGUUGGGGAUGAUGGCGCGAUCCGUUGUUUGAUCGAUGGUUCAGGAGAUGUGGCUUUCAUUUCUAAGAAUAGUUUGAAGAGUUUUCUAGCAGAUGAAAAGAAGAACACAGCUGCCAUGAACAUAACGGCUUUCAAGACCUUCUGUGGCGACACAGCUUCCAGAGAUUGUCUGCUAAGCUGGGCUCCUGCUGGAUAUGGCAUGGUUAGAGGAAAUUCAUCUGAACUCCGACUGAAAGAUUUCAUGGAUGUCUUCUUCGCAUUGGACGAAAAUUUCGGAAAACAUUAUAAGACCUUCACCUCUCCCUUCACCCUUUUCGGGCCAUUCAAUGGUGUUGGUAACCUCCUCUUCCACGACGCCACCAUGAAGAUCCGCACAAAGCCAUCUCUAAGGAACAUAGAGACUUCAGCUGGCGAAUAUCAUGAAAUCGUCGGAGCCAUCGAUUGUAAAUCAUCAGGGAAUAAUCUGUGGUUUUCUUACGUAUUGAUUGUUUUUGUUUCGAUUGUUGUUUGUUUGAAAUCUCUUUGAAAAUUUGAGCAAUGUGUAUGUUUUAAUGAAUAUGAUCUCUUCUACCCUGUUCCGCGUUUAACAUCAAGCAUUGCCGAAUUUCAUUUGAUUUUAUUGUUGUAACUGAUUAAAAUGAUCAGAUUUUACAUUUUAUAACUCGAGUUCGGAGUUUGAAUGUUUGGCAAUUUUAUCAAUUCGAUGGUAUGUCAAUACCUCAUAUGUAAUCAAACUGUGAUAUAUUGUGAAUAAAUAACUCUUAGCAUUUU
Molecule: messenger RNA, 2503 nt
Organism: Harmonia axyridis
Lineage: Eukaryota; Metazoa; Arthropoda; Insecta; Coleoptera; Coccinellidae
Product: transferrin-like
Exons: 9
Coding region: 144-2258 (704 amino acids)
Biological process (GO): protein targeting to ER
Cellular component (GO): signal recognition particle receptor complex
Source: RefSeq, a predicted model, not a curated record